AGUGGGCACUGAAACUAAAACAGCAGCAAAACGAUUUGUUAAGGAACAGAGUGCGGCCUACAACUAAAUAAUUGAGAUGCAGCUGGUGGCACUGUUGGCAUUUUUACUCUCUUUAACAGGAAUUGCAAAAGUAACUGAUGCAGUUAAUGUCAACUCCGUAGCUUCUGCAAUUAACGCCAAAUUAUCCAGUCUUCUGGCUCCCAAAGCAGUGCCAAGACGAUUUAAGGGGUUGAAAUCUGCACCGGCACAGCCAAAGAUAGAUUUCCUACUGUUAUUGGACAGUAGUGGAAGCGUGAAGGCGAAGUAUUUUGAAUAUGAGAAACAAGGGGCACAGACACUUGUUGACUACAUCCACAACAAAGCACCUAUUGGAUAUUAUAAAUCACGUGUAGGACUGAUAGAAUACUCCGUGAACGCUCACUUUGAAUUCAAAUUUAACCAGUACAACACACCUACGGCGAUCAAGAACAGGAUUCGACUGGUCAAAUUUGACAACGGUAUGAGUGUUAACCGGUUUAACAUGAUACUUAGGUCACUUACAAUACUUAAGCUGCCUUACACAUUUUGA
This is a messenger RNA of Lingula anatina, 568 nucleotides long. Its product is annotated as von Willebrand factor A domain-containing protein 1-like. NCBI's taxonomy places the organism in Eukaryota, Metazoa, Brachiopoda, Lingulata, Lingulida, Lingulidae. The record is from RefSeq and is a predicted model, not a curated record.